This is a messenger RNA of Drosophila obscura, 6558 nucleotides long. RefSeq lists its product as uncharacterized. NCBI's taxonomy places the organism in Eukaryota, Metazoa, Arthropoda, Insecta, Diptera, Drosophilidae. The record is from RefSeq and is a predicted model, not a curated record. Gene Ontology annotation, molecular function: phosphotyrosine residue binding.
AAACAAAAACAAAAAACAACAAUGUAUAGUUCCUGCUACGUAGCUUUUUUGUAACUGUGUAUGUGAGUGCGAGUGAGUGAGGAUGUUGCUGGAGCAGAGGCCAGGUAGCGUAAAUGAAUUCCGAGAAGCCCAAAACAAUUGCCAUCUCCUCGACACGUUAAGAAGACACCACCAGAAAAUACGCCCCACUGAAGGAGGAGUGCCAGAGGCGGUGGCAACGGCAACGGCAAAGGCAAAGGCAGCCGGAGGAGGUCCCUAGAGCCCCAAUCCUCGUAGCUAGUUCAAAUUGCAUAGGAAAAGGAAACCAAACCCCGCCCCAGACCUUUCUGGGAAUCAAACACACACACACACACACACACACACACACACACACACACACACACACAACACACACACAAGGAACAUGGAGCGAAUGUGGCGGAAAGUCAACCACAGCUUGCGCAACACCAAAUCCCAAGGCCAGCAACAGCAGCCGAAUGCCACUAGCGCCAGCGGCACCACCGCCACUUCCACAGGGGCUGUAGCCAGUGGCGGCAGCGCCGCCACACCACAGUCCACCGAUACCAUCAACUCGGCGGGUGGCUUCGGCGAUGGGCAGCUGGUGGUGGCCGUUCAGGGAUUGCCCAGUGCAGCAGCAGCACCAGCAGCAGCGCCGUCCGCAGGAGCGGCACCCGCCGCUGGUGGGACAGCAACGACAGCCCCUGUCACUGCCACCGGGGGCUGCAAUGCCACUGGGCGGCGUCUGGCCAGCAGCGGCCAAACGCUGCCCGUAUCCGGCGCCAGCAAGUCGCUCAGCCAGCAUGUUAUGUAUUCGCGGACCGCCUCCUCGGAACGGCGUCGGCGACGCAGGCGCAAGAGCCGGCCACGACGCGGCGGUGGCAUGGGCGCCGUCACCAGUUGCGUCGGCGAUCCGAGCGGCGAUAAUAUGUCAUCCUCUGGCGGCUUCUACACCCUGAAGGACCACCACCAGUACUAUCGACACGGACACCAUGGACACCACGCAGCCGUCGGCGUUGGAGGGUCUGGCUCCUCGCAUCGCCUGUUUGCCACCUCGGCGCCCAGCGGCACCGUGAUGAUGUAUCCCAAUCCGCAGCGAGCACCCACCCUAACAGCGGCCGGUGGAUCUGCAUCUGCAACUGGCUCUGGACCCGUUGCCGUUGCCAGUGCUGUGGCUGGGGCUGUGGCUGGGGCUGGGGCCGUGGCCCAGCCGGACAUCUCUUUGCGGCAGCGAGCGGUGGCCAAGCUGCGGAUGUUCAACUUCCACCUCAACUGGGAUCUGCACAUGACGCACUGCAAGCCUUGCGGACCCCGCCUGAGUGGCAGUGGCAACAUCAUCACGCGCCGCCUGUGCCGCAACCGGAGGCGGGAGGACAACGAGCUCUACCGAUCGAACAGCUUCAAGUUUGAGCGCUUCGAGCGCAAGGAGUGCCUCGAGGAGCUCUCCAACACAUUGCAGAAGCAGAUUGCCAUCUGUGAUGAUUACAGCCUGCCCGUAGACUUUGUUAAAAAACGACCGUCCAGCUUCGAUCCGUGCCUGGCGGAGGCGAUACCAGCGAAUCCCGAGCACUGGAUAAUCCCCAGUCCCCAGCAAGCGGAGUUUCUGCCAUUCGGGGAAGCCCAACAAGCGACGCAGCAACCUGCAGCAGCAGCAGCAGCGGCAGCGGCAGCACCAGCACCAGCACCACCGCUACCCGUGCCCCUGUCCACUUUGCCCAUUCAGCAGGCGGCAACCGCAGCGACAGCAUCUGCAGUAACAGCAGCAGCAGCAGCAACAGCAACCCAGCAGCAGCAGCAGCUGAACAAUAACAACAACAACACCAGCAGCCACCAGCAGCACAACAAAACCACCAACAACAACAACACGUUGCCAGUUGGGGCACAACAAGUGCAGCACCAGCAGCAGCAGCUACAGCAGCGUGCAACAUUGCAACAUCCGCCGCUGCCCAACAGUAACAUCAAGCAGGCCUCAGUGAAGCUGAUCGAAGGCUAUUCCGAUCCGAAGGACACGCGCCACCACAAGAAGGUCUACCACAAGAAGGCCAAGCGCCGCACGGCCCCCAGCCACAAGCGCCACCAACAGCAGCAGCAGCAGCCCCAACAGCAGCAGCAGCAGCAGCCGAAAAACUUGCAACAUACAUUGCCCACGCCACGCAGCUCCCAGCAUCAGAAGCAGCAGAAGCAGCAGCAACAGCAGCAGCGGCAUUCCACCUACAACAACAACAACGACCAGCAGCAGCAACGGAAAGAUAAGCGGAACAGCCACUACGAUUCGGACUCAUCGGCGCCCAAGUCCUCCGACGAGGAAGCGGACAUAGACGAGGAGGCUGAUCAGCCCCAGAAGCAGCCGGCAAAGCAGCCACAGCAGCCACAACAGCAGGCACCGUCCCAGGCUGCAGCUGCGGAAACAGCUCUUGGAGCGGUUCUCAAUUCGCCGGAUUCUAUAUCGGACGAUCUGGUGCGCCCCCUGCCGCCCCAACUGCAGCGCAGUCCACGCAAGCUAACCGUCGCCCCGGCGGCAGAGUACAGCAAGCGCCAGCCGUCGCCCUACUACUACUCCGAUCUGCUCAAGAGCCGCGACAGGGACAGGGAAAAGGACAAGGACAGGGCCAAGGAGGAGGCCAAGCAGAAGUGCCGCCAGUCGACGGCCAGCGAGCCGCCACAGCAGAGAGCAGAGCUACCGUGCCUAGGUGGCUACCGGAAGAGCUCCAGCUUGGAUGUGCCCCAUCAGGAGAACGGAGAGGAGCCGCCAACACCAGCAGAGGAGGAGGAGUCUGAGGAGCCCGGUGGCGGCGACCAGUCGACGCCCAAGCGCUACAGCUUCACGGAGGAGGGGGUGCACAUCAUCCGGUGCGAGACGCCCAGCACCAGCACCUCGGAGGAGUCCGACUGCAGCGAGUGCCUUAAGCGACGCGAGUGGCAUGCCCGGGCCCUGGCCCUAGUCCGCAAGACCUGCAACGUCCAGCCACGCCACCAGUCGCAGUCACAGUCCCAGUCCCAUCCCGAACCAUCCACUGGCAGCGAGCUCCAGCUGCAGCUGCAGCACUGCGACGCCGGCGAGGGGGAACUGCUCAAGUGCUGCCCCCCGCCUCCUGCGAACGCCCAGAGCACCACAGCCGCGACCCCAGCGGAGCCUUCGCCGCCGAUGCCACCGCACCGUCUGCUCGGACCAGCAGCCGUGUGCGGAGCCUGUGUAGCCGCCUCCCCAGCCGGAGCUGGAGGUGCACUGAGCGAUGAGCCGGAGGAGGAGCUCGAGGAGUACUUCCGGCCGCGCAGCAUCUUCUACGUGCAUCCGCAUGGCGUGCACGAGUGCGCCGAGUGCGCCCCGCUCCCAGUCCCGAUCCCGCUGCCGCUGCAGCUGCCACUGGCCCGUCCCGAGAAGCUGCCACUGAGCGGACACUCAGCUUCGCAGUCCAUCAACACGCUCGAUCUCUACGGGGACGACGAGCGCGAGGAGGAGGACGACGACGACGACGACGAGGAGGAGGACGACCCCGACUCGGACAUAAUGGCCAGCCGCAGGCGGCAGAUCUACGAGACGGCCUUCGACUGCAAAAUAGCUAAGUCGGACGACGACCUGGACGAGGUGGAUCGCAUCACUAACCAUUCGGUGCUCCUCCAGCUGAGCAACGGCAACAGCGAGACCGUUGCAGCGGCGGCGGCGGCGGCGGCGGCUGCGGCGGCCAAGGCCAAGAGCCGCCUGGAGUGCAAGCGAACAAAGAACUCGAAGAACCAGGCCCUACAGGAGCAGAGCGGCGAUGGCCACGCUCACGUCCAGGUGCACCAGGUGCAGGCUGAGCUGGGAAAGCUGCAGCUCGAAGGGGAUCACCAGAAUCAGAAUCAGAACCAGAAGCAGAACACCAACCUGGCUGCGGCUGCGGCGGCGGCGACGAGUGGAGCCAGUGCCUCCAGCACGCAGCAGCUGCCGGUGCGGGGCUACACGCCCUCGCCGCCCUCGACGGCGCCGCUGCCCAUGAAGUUCCCCGGAAAGCAGGAGCGCUACAUGAACAGCAUCAAGAGCGCCCCCAACCUGCCCUCCGCCAACCCGGCCCAUCCGCGGCUGCGCGACCUGCGCCUGCCCCUCCACGGGAUGCGCCUCCAGCAGCAGCAGCCGCAGCAGCAGCAGAUGUGCGCCUCCAGCAACGACAACAGCCUCACCGACAGCGCCUACGUGAAUCCGCCCUCGACCAACUCGAACUCCGCCUCGGCCGGGGCCUCGGCCUCGGCCUCCGCCUCAGUGUCCGUCACCGCCUCCGCCUCGGCAGCCGCACGGCGUCCGCGCUCCUUCGUACUGGAGUCGGGCCGAGUCCUGGAGCUGCGGCGCAGUGCCCAGCCCCACCCGCAGCAGCAGCGCCAGCACCACCACCACCACCAUCACCACGCCGCUGGCGUAUCGGCGGGACGACGCACCCGCCAUGGCCAUGGCCACUGCCAAGGCCAGGGACAGGGGCAGGGGCACAACUACAGCUCCACGGAGUCCAUAGCCACGUCGAGCAGCGGGGGCAGCAUGGAGUCGCUGCGCUCGAGCACCAGCGAGGGCAACCGGAGCACCUCCAGCUCGGAGUCGCGCCACUCGAGCUCCCUCAGCUCGCACAGCUCGGAGAGCGGCAGCUGCAGCUCCAGCGUGGCCUACCCGCUGCGUCCGGCGCCGCUGCUGCUGCACUCGAAGCUGCACAUCCUCAGUCCCAUCUCGGACAAGUCCUCGCAGGAGCCGGCCUCGGCCAGCGCCUCCGAACAGUCGCAGCAGCCGUCCCAGACCCAGACCCAGAGCCAGACCCAGUCGCAGGCCCCAGUCCAGGAGGAGCAGGAGCAGGUCCUCGUGGCGGGCACCUCCGCCGGCGCCACCUCCGCUCCGCUCUCGUCCAAGCAGCAGCGCAACCAGCGGGGGGAGGUGCGAGCGCCCAACAAGGCGCUGCUGCAUCUGGCGGACGAGCUGCUCGGCUCUGACAGCGGCAUCUCGCUGCACUCGCGUGAGGAGGGUAAGCCGCCGCCGGCCCUGGCGCUGCAGCGCCUCACGCUGCCCAAGCUGCAGCUCAUUGGGGCAGAGCCCGCCAGCCAGGGCGCAGGCGGCGGAUCCUCGGCCGCUGGCAGCUCGGGCACGGGCACUACCACCGGUGGAGGAGGAGGAGGAUCAGCAUCUGGAUCAGGAUCGGUCAACGUUGGCAUACCGCAGGAGCUGCGGGACCUGCCCUUCGACAUGCCAAAGCUGCGGCGCCGCAAGACGCUGCAACAGGAGGCGGCGUGCACCUCCGGCAGCGCCACCUCGGUGGACCUCGGCGAGCUGCCCUUCGACAUGCCCAAGCUGCGACGGCGUCUGCGCGCCAACCAGGCGGAGAUCAACAACCUGCUGAUGCACAGCACCGAGUCCAGUGGCAUCUCGCAGGCCUCCUCCAGCCACUCGAUGCGGGAAGAUCAGAAGCUGGCCAGCAAGCUAGAUACAGCCCUAUUCCGGCAGAACCUUACGCUGAAUCUAAACGAGCCGCGACAGGCAGCCAAACAGUUCGGAAGCCUCGACCUGCGGGGCCUCAAUAGCGCCAAGGAGCUGAACAUGAAUCUCUGCCAGGGCUAUGUGACGGCCGUGGAUCUGAUUGAUGUCAGCAUACCACUGGAGCGGCAGGGUUGGUAUCACGGCGCCAUUACGCGCGUCGAGGCGGAGACAACGCUCCGUCCGCUGUCGGAGGGCUCCUUUCUGGUGCGAAACUGCGAGUCCACCAAGCAGGAUUACUCGCUCUCUCUCAAGGGAGCCAAGGGCUUCAUGCAUAUGCGGAUUCAGCGCAACGAAGCGGGCCAGUACAUCCUGGGGCAGUUCAGCCGUCCCUUCGAUACAGUGCCGGAAAUGAUCCGUCACUUCUGCCUGAACCGGCUGCCAGUGCGCGGUGCCGAGCACAUGUGUCUGAUCGAGCCGGUCAUUGCGCAGCUGCUCUAGGAGGAUCAGCAGCAGCAGCUGGAGGAGCAGCAGUCAUCGCGAUCGGAAGGAAACCAAACAGAAUUACAUAUUAAUAGCAUAUAGAGGAUACAUACAUACAUAUAUAUAUAUAUAGCGUAUGCACUAGUUAUAUGCACAUACUAUAUGUAUGUGCGAGUAUAUGCGAUAGUUUUAAACAGAACUUGCAAAUUCUUUUUCUUCCCAACUUUUUUUUUUUUUGCUAGCUACAAAACAGCAGCAAAAGAAAUACCCAACACCCCCUUCCAAACACACUCACACAUACUAUACACACCCCCACUUCUGAGACACGAACUAUUGUAGUUUAGCGUUUAAAGUACGUAGCACAUUCAGACAAUACCAGCAAAUGACAAAACAAAACGAGAUAUUUAUAUAGAAGGCAUAUAUACAACAAGCAUGAUGAUAUGAUGAUAUAUACAGGCAAACAUAUAUAGUAUAUACACAUACAUAUACAUAUAUAAAUAUAUGUAUAUAUUGAUAUUGAUAUAAAAGAGAGCACUUGACAACAGUUGCUGCUUGUAGUACAGUACGGACACACAUGAUAGAUACGAUACGAUACUACGAUACGAUACGAUACUAGAAGAACGAGAACAACAUUUUUUUAGAUGUGUUUACAC